This is a messenger RNA of Geodia barretti, 514 nucleotides long. The record is from the annotation of a GenBank genome assembly. NCBI's taxonomy places the organism in Eukaryota, Metazoa, Porifera, Demospongiae, Tetractinellida, Geodiidae.
AAUGCACAAGGAAGCUACCCAUCCGUCCGGGGUACAGCAACAUCGGAGACAGUUAUAGAAGUCGGGAAAGACUGUCAGGAAUUGGCAGGUAGGUGAGCGCGUCGCCUCAACCCAAGGACACACCAGCCACUUUGUAACAUCGCCCGAAUCGUUUGCUGUGAAGUGGCAUCCACUGAGGUGCCAGCUGAAGAAGAUGAGAGCAGUUUUCUUUAACUCGGUGCGAUUGCAAGUACAAGGGGUCCGAAAGGCACGCAUUGAAUUGGGGGUAGGCGACACUGGUUUUGGGACAAGGGCUUAUCGUUUGCUGUCGAGUGCAACUCGCGAAACUCAGUGGCUGCACUCCACUUAUCGCUGGCAGACUCUCACCGAUCGCCGUCUCGAAAUCUCUAAAAGUAUAGACGCGAAAGCACCUGCUCACCCCUCUUUUACUUUCUCCGAGCAGUUAGGCGAUGUUACGGCAAAGGCGAUGGACCAUCUGUUCGUAUUGAAGCUACUGGACAUCCAGAUCGCAAUC